This is a messenger RNA of Gasterosteus aculeatus aculeatus (three-spined stickleback), 764 nucleotides long. Its product is annotated as transmembrane protein 238. Lineage: Eukaryota; Metazoa; Chordata; Actinopteri; Perciformes; Gasterosteidae. The record is from RefSeq and is a predicted model, not a curated record.
AGCGCAGCGCCUCACCCGACUCACCUUACCGCGCGGUAACUCGAUGCCAGGGCACGAAGCUGUCAGAGGGGUCCUCUCGGCCUGCUGAUAUGGAACCGGUCCACCGGGGUCUGGGUCGCUGUGUUUGCUGUUUCUGGCUCGCGGUAGCCUUUGACAUUGUGGGACUGCUUGUACUUCUCAUUGGGGUGUUCGUGAACGUGUUCUUUUAUGACCUGCUCAUCUACGCGGGGGCCAUCGUGAUCUUCCUCAGCCUCAUCUGGUGGGUGUUCUGGUACUCUGGUAACAUCGAGGUGCCCCCGGCUGAGCUGGAGGAUGAUGUCGGGUUGGCGAAGAAGGACAAGGGAAGGCUGACCGGCCUCGGCGGCGCGGUGAGGCGCCUCUCCAGCCGCGUGUCCAGCGGCAUCAGGUCCUCGCUGCGGAGAACUGGUGCACCAUUCGGCCCACGUGCGCCCUCCGCGCAGAGGUCAACGGGAGGGCCACAGGUGGCUGUUUCCAUGGCAACGAUGACCGCAAAGGAGGACACAACGCAAAGUACUUUCCCUGCAGUGGCAAGCUGUGACGUAGAAAUGCCGCACACAACAACAGAGAGCUCACCUACAUAGUGUCCGACAGACUCCAGACGAGCUGCCUUACACUCUCUUCUCCUCCGGUUCAUGCUGAGAAAUUCUUAAAAAUAUAUGUUUAAAAAUGUGUUGCCGAGAACAUCUUUAUUUCAAUGUAUUUUCCAAAUAAAUGUGAUCUUUUAAUCAGUAUAGCAGAAUUCA